UUGAGACCAUUGCGAAAUCGCCCCUUGUCGUCCCGGUCGCUUCGCGUUUCGAGGCGGAAGUGGCCGCUCGAGAAACUCGGACGAACUUCGCCACCGCGGCGUCUCUGACGAGCGGCUCGCCUCGCCCGAGACACCCCUGCCGGCAUGAAGCCGCUCGGGGGGGCCGAGGACUCCCGAAGAGGAACCGCGACGGAGGGCGACCCGUGGAAGGCGCACGUCCUGCUGCAGCUGCGCCGCAGAGACCGCGAGCAGUGCCACCGCUUCCGAGACCUCGUCUGCGCCUACGCUGGCCUGCUGGACAAAAGCGGCGGGAGCGACCGGAUCGUGGCCGGCGGAAGACGUGGCGCCGUCUCGCCGACGCGCGUGCAGCUCCAGAAGGCCGCCGGAGAGUUGGCGUAUCAAGUGGUGGAGAGGCAGCAGCGGGUGAAAAUGCAAGACCGCGUUUUGGAGGAGCAGCGUGACAGGCUGCUGCAAGACGAGCGGCGGCUGGCGGGCGCGCGCGACCUGCGCCGGCAGCUGCGCCUGCGGGCCGAGCGGCUGGCCGAGCGGAACGGGCGCCUGAAGGCCGACUACGACGCCCUGAUGGAGCGCCAGAGGCGGGCCGAGCGCCGCCUCAGGGACGAGAAGCUCCGAGGGAGCGGCCUGCUGGAGGACGUCCUGGCGCUCAAGCGGCAGGCGGCCGCGCGGCUCAACCAGCGAAACCACGCACGCUGCAGAGCUCAAGACGUCAACCUGCAGAGGGAGCUGCAGACCGCCGCCACCUCCCAGGUCAACGUCGACGGCUCGCUGGGCGCCGCGCGCUGGAGGUGUUUAGCGCUGAAGAAAAAGCCGCUGGAAAAAAGUCCCAACCGACCCCCGAGAUCCGCCGCGGCCUCGCACGGCCCUCCGAGGAUCCCGGCGUCCAUCCGACAUCUCUUUGAGAGGAGGCGGGGCCCAUCCGGGCCGGCUUCGGAAGAGGAGGAGCCGGCGAGUCCCGUCAGGGUGCCGGCGUCGGCCCGGGUUCCCGGCCGAGCCCUGCACGUACUGGAAGCCCACGAGCAGGGCGUCAACGCGGCGGCCUUCUGCUCCGGCUCCGCCCUGCUGGCCAGCGCUGGAACCGACAGGGUGGUCAAAGUGUGGCGGGUCCGAGCGGGCGCCCUCGGACACCUGACCACCUUGGACGGCAGCACGGAGGGUCUGACCUGCGUCCAGUUUGACCCCACGGGUCGCAGGAUCCUGGCGGGCUCGUACGACAAAUCGGCUCUGUUGUGGUGCUUGGACCGCCCCGUCGCCAAGCUGACCCUGACGGGCCACGGCAGGAAGGUGACGGCCGCUCGCUUCAGCCGCCAUCAAGUGGUGACGGGAAGCGCCGACGGGACCGUCAGGAUUUGGGACCUUCAACGAGCCGCCUGCGUCCACUUGGCCCAAGCGUCGUCCUUCUGCAGCGACGUCGUCUGCUCGGAAAACGUGGCCAUCAGCGGACAUUUCGACCGCAAGAUCCGAUUGUGGGACACCAGGCUGUCCGGCUGCGUCCGCUGCCUGUCGGCGCAGGGCAAGGUGACGUCUUUGGACCUGAGCGCCGACGGCCGGCAUCUGCUCAGCUGUUGCCGUGACGACGGCCUGCAGCUGCACGACGUCCGCCGGUGGAGCCACCGCAGCGCCGCCUUCAGAGCGCCAGGGUUCAAAUGUGCCAGCGACAGCACCAAAGCGGCCAUCAGCCCCGACGCUUGCUUGGCGGCGGCGGGAUCGGCGGACGGCGCCGUCUACGUUUGGAACGUCUCGGCCGGAGAGCUGGAGACGCGCCUGGCCGACGCUCACAGCGCCUCCGUCAGCGCCGUCUGCUGGUCGUCGUCCGGCGAGUACGUGGCCAGCGUGGACAAAAAGGGGCGGGCCGUCCUCUGGAGCGACCUCUGAAGGCGACGCCGAGGCCCGGGAGACUUUCUUCUUUGUCCCUUUGGCAAAUGUUGAGUUACGGCGCCACCCUUUGGCCGCCGAGUGAAAUGCGGACGGUCCACUUAACCGGCGAGCCGAAGCCCGAACCCUCGCGGCUUCGCAUCCCUCCACUCCG
This is a messenger RNA of Hippocampus zosterae (dwarf seahorse), 2047 nucleotides long. RefSeq names its product protein Atg16l2-like. Gene Ontology annotation, cellular component: autophagosome membrane. Gene Ontology annotation, molecular function: protein binding. The transcript is spliced from 17 exons. NCBI's taxonomy places the organism in Eukaryota, Metazoa, Chordata, Actinopteri, Syngnathiformes, Syngnathidae. Gene Ontology annotation, biological process: autophagosome assembly; negative stranded viral RNA replication. The record is from RefSeq and is a predicted model, not a curated record. The coding region runs from base 145 to 1893 and encodes 582 amino acids.